GCUCCACUUCGGGCUCGCCUGACAGAGCUGCACGCUGCCAAAAAGGCAGGCAUCAAGAUCUGCCUACCUUCGGAUUCAUCAAGAAGGACUGGAGGUCAAAUGUUUAACGCCGACUCUAGUAAUGUCAAUGCUACUAGCAAGGACACUAGUGUAGUCCAGUUGACUCGUCUCAAUCGGCAUGGUGCCGAAAUUCCUGUUUAUCUUGGGGGCAAGGCGUCUGAGGGAGGCUCAAAAAACCGACAUCACCGUGCUUCCACGAACUGGGAGAUUGCAGAACUUGUGCGUGAGGAGAAGCUCAGCAUGGCUGAUGAGAGUGACAAACAAUUUGUUCGAUUGGCCGCAAAGGUAGCCACUUUCACACCACGCUUAAAUCUGCAUCGCUGCUUGAUAAGCAUAAACAGAGAUUGA
Messenger RNA from Protopolystoma xenopodis, 408 nucleotides. NCBI's taxonomy places the organism in Eukaryota, Metazoa, Platyhelminthes, Monogenea, Polystomatidea, Polystomatidae. The record is from the annotation of a GenBank genome assembly.